AGCAACAAAGAAGGGGCAUUGACCACUCUAUCCACAGCACUUGGCACUGGCACCGGCCAUCUUUACUUUGAUGCGCACCACAGCUGAACGCCCUUUUUUUCCCUUUCAAAAAUAAAUCACGUGCUGCCACCAAAAAACGGGUUCCCUUUCCAACUCAACUCGCCACUUCAUCACACACAACACAGAGGAUUAUGGCUUCCUCAGUAUCAUCAGCAACAGGAUCGCUGCGAAACUCGACAGGAGGAGGGCGUACGUCGUUUGUGGACACAUCGAGUCAACGCCUCUCCAUAGGAAGCGCGCGACUGUCGUUACUUCCCAACAAGAAUGCAGUGCCGACUCUAGCAUUGCCAACACCCCAAUUCGAUAGUGAGGAGCUCUCUGCGCGCGCGGCAACAUUCACGAGCGACGUCAAUGCUGCGAUUCAAAAGAUCAAGACAAAGAUUGCGGACAAUACAGAGCAAUGGGUUCAGGACACUGCAGAAGCACGAGAGACGGAUCGAGAGAUACGGGAAGAAAUGAGGAUUGCCAUCGCACAGGAAACAGCCCUCGCAAAAGCACUUAAUAAGGAAAAGGAGGAGGCGAACAAUAUGUCGAAGGCUGUUCAACAGCUGACGGCACGCUCAGAAGACAUGGAACAACUACGUGCGUCUCUUAUAGAACAAGUUGCCAUUCUCAGGAGGGAAGUGAAAGCCAAGCGAGAAGCCAAGAUUGCACAGAAGAAGGCGCUGGAUGAGCAGGUCCUGAAGAAUAAGCCAGAGCUGGCAAGUUUCGAGUCCGUUCUGGCCAUGCGAAUCGUUGGCGUUAAAGAGGACCAAAUUGGAUUUGUAUUUACGCGGAUAAGCGAGCAGGAUUGGGAUCGGGAAUACACUAUUACAGUGGACGUCUCUCAACACGAAUUUGCAGUCGAGGACUGCAGCCCGGCAUUACCGGAGCUCCAAUUAUUGCUGCGUUAUUUGAAUGAAACCAGGGACUUUUAUGGGUUUCUCAAGAAGGUCAGGAAGGCAUUCAAGGAUCUCGCCAAGAAGUAACGCACUGUGCGUGAAAGGAAAAAAAAAAAAAAAAAAAAAAAAACCAGUAAAAUUCAGUGGAUAUUCAUCCACUUGUUUCCCAGGAAGAGAUGACAGCGGACGUCGC
Messenger RNA from Gamsiella multidivaricata, 1134 nucleotides. RefSeq names its product chromosome segregation protein Spc25-domain-containing protein. The coding region runs from base 192 to 1028 and encodes 278 amino acids. NCBI's taxonomy places the organism in Eukaryota, Fungi, Mortierellomycota, Mortierellomycetes, Mortierellales, Mortierellaceae. Gene Ontology annotation, cellular component: Ndc80 complex. Gene Ontology annotation, biological process: chromosome segregation. The transcript has 6 exons. The record is from RefSeq and is a predicted model, not a curated record.